UGAUUUUUGACAGAAAACAUGCAAUUCUUGAAUGGACUUAUGCUGUUUUAAAUUGUUAAUUCAGAUUUAGUGCUUUAUGAAAUUGUUUCAUUCAUUCGUGACUGAAAAGAUGAAAACCCGUUAAUACUUUCUUCGACCUGUGUUUUUUUCUGUGUGGAUAUAUGUUCGUAAUUCACUCGAGCCCUUAUCUAUUCCGAAGUAUCAUUUUCAGUCAUAUUUUGUUACAUGCAUGACGGAAUAAUUGAUCAAAAUUGAUACAGAGUAAUGCGAUGUGACGUGAUAACCCAACAGUUUCGAAAUGCAAUUGCGAUUGAGAUUUGUAAACUGAUAUUUCUUCCUUGUAGUUGCAAGCAUUAUAAAUACGAAAAUAAUCAGUAAUAUAUAUGGUAUUAGACGAAUACGCGUAUCAUGGCUUCCAAAUUAAGUGCAGAGGUUAGACAUAAUAGUGGUCCUUUAGAAGGUAGUAAAUACAUUCCAGUUGCCGAGUUUUACCAUGGCAGAAGUAUUUUCAUAACAGGAGGAACGGGAUUCAUGGGAAAGGUCCUUAUUGAAAAGUUACUCCGUUCAUGUCCAGGAAUUAAGAAUAUUUUCGUGUUAAUUCGUCCUAAACGCGGACAAGAUAUAACAACGAGGUUAACUCAAAUUUUAGGUGGUCCGCUUUUCGAUAGAAUCCGCAAUGACAAUGCAGACAAUUUGAAAAAAGUAGUUCCAAUUAAUGGUGAUAUAACAUUGCAUGAACUUGGAAUCUCAGAGAUGGAUCAGUUAACAAUUUGUCAGGAAGUUUCCAUAGUUUUCCAUUCCGCUGCAACAGUAAAAUUUGAUGAAAAAAUCAAGCAGUCAGUUACCAUCAACAUGGUUGGAACGAAACAAUUGCUGGAUCUUUGUCACCGAAUGUUAUUCUUGGAUGCCUUGGUGCAUGUUUCCACUGCGUAUUGCAAUUGUGAUAGGAAAGACGUGUGUGAGAUUAUUUAUCCACCCCCAUAUAACCCAGAGGAAAUAAUUCAACUAGUAAAGUGGUUCCCAGAGGACAUGUUAGAGAAGCUAACGCCUUCUCUUAUCGGAAAUAGACCAAACAGUUACACUUUCACUAAAGCUAUGGCCGAGCACAUGUUGUUGAAAGAGGCGAAGGAUUUACCAGUUUCCAUUGUUCGACCGUCCAUAGUGUUAUCCAGUUUUAAGGAACCCGUGAGCGGUUGGGUCGAUAACUUCAACGGUCCAACCGGUAUCGUCUCAGCUGUCAGCAAAGGAUUUUUCAGAACGAUACUGUGUGAACAAUCGUGCAUUGCGGAUUUGAUCCCAGUUGAUCUCGUAAUAAAUCUUAUGAUUACUGCUGCAUGGCACACAGCUUCUAGGAGAAAUAUGCGCAAUAUUACAGUCUAUAACUGUACGAGUGGUAUAGAUAACCCUAUAACAUGGGGUUCCUUCGUGCGCAUGUGUAUUGACAACAUGAGGAAACAUCCAGUUGAAGGAGUAUUAUGGUAUCCAACCGGAAACUUACGCGUAAACAAGGCAUUGAACUUUGUUCAUGGAUUAUUUGCACAUUUUAUCCCUGCAUUAGUAUUAGAUGCAUGUUCACUAGUGGUUGGACGGAAGCCUAUUAUGAAAAUCGUUCAGAUAAAACUUAGUAAAGCUGCGACUUGCCUUCAAUAUUUUACUAAUGCUCAAUGGCACUUUCGCAACGACAACGUGAGGAAUCUUCUAACCCAUUUGAGCCCCCAGGAUAGGAACACAUUUCAAUUCGACGUGUCCACAAUUGAUUGGCAGGAAUAUAUAGAAAGAUACGUACUUGGAUUCCGCGAGUAUUUGUUCAAACAAAAUCCUGCUUCGUUAGAUAAAUGUCGAAGCAAUAUGUAUAAGAUGUAUCUAGUACACCAAUUUACUAAACUCAUAAUGAUUGCAUGUAUGUGGCGUUUUUUGUUGAAAAAAUCGAUUCGGUUACGAGCUGCUUGGAAGAAAGUUUUGAACCAUAUAGUACAAGUUAUGAAAGUGAUUGCUUUUUUGUAAUAUUUCUAGUUUUUUUUCGCGAAAGGGGUUGCAGUAUUUCUCUAUGAGUUUUAUUUACUGUAGUAAAAUAGUGCAAGUAGGUAUCACGGUUCAUCAGUUCA
This is a messenger RNA of Toxorhynchites rutilus septentrionalis, 2105 nucleotides long. RefSeq names its product putative fatty acyl-CoA reductase CG5065. The record is from RefSeq and is a predicted model, not a curated record. Gene Ontology annotation, cellular component: peroxisome. Bases 409 to 2004 code for a protein of 531 amino acids. Gene Ontology annotation, biological process: long-chain fatty-acyl-CoA metabolic process. The transcript has 11 exons. Lineage: Eukaryota; Metazoa; Arthropoda; Insecta; Diptera; Culicidae. Gene Ontology annotation, molecular function: alcohol-forming very long-chain fatty acyl-CoA reductase (NADP+) activity.